ACAUGCAGGGGGAGCGUGGUGUGAGGGCAGGACCUGGACCGGUUCUGGCCCCACCCAAACGGGUGCAAACCUGCCGCCCCUGCCUCUCGUCCCCACCGCGGCGCUCCCCGGCGCUGGUGUCGGGGAAGCGAACAGAGGCGGAACUUCCCCUUCUCGGCCGCCCUUGUUUCCUCUGGCAAGUCGGCGAGCCCGGUCCGCGUCUGGCUGCGGGCGUGACUCCCGGAUCGCGGCUGGCGAGAGCCCGAGGAGCCACGUCCGUCUCCCCUGCGGUCUCAGUUUGUGUGAUUGGAAAGAAGGGAUUUCUGAGAUGAUGGAGCCCCCGUCCAAUUCAACGUCUCAGAGGUUCCACCACCCAGGACCACAACUGAGCUGUGACCUCAGAGAGAAGCUGCAGUAUUCACGGCAACUAGACUUUCCUGUGCCUUAUUUGUUUGUUCCUUAUGAUAAGGGGAAUGAAGGAAACCCGGAUAUGGUGGCUUUGCUCCAUAGGUUUGGCUUUAUGAUGCCAGUGACGUUUGAGGAAGUGGCCGUGUACUUCUCUGAAGAUGAAUGGGCUCUUUUGGAUGAAAAGCAGAGGGAACUCUACAGAGAUGUCAUGCAGGAGAAUUACGAGACUCUCCUCUCAUUGAGAUUUCCUAUUGCUAAACCAGAUGUGCUGUCCCAGAUGGAGCGAGGGGAAGAGCCAUGGUUCCCAGAUCUUCAGGGCUCUGAGGAAAGGGAAAUCCCAAGAGGCACUACGACAGGUACCAGGACAGCAAGUGAAAACGAGGAGAGUCCCCAGCAGGAAGGGGCUGUGGGAGUGAAGUUGCACAGGAUGUUCUUAGGGAGACCACAGUGCCCUGACAGGGCAGAUGCCAGUGAGAGUCACGGCAGGGCAGGACGGCAGAUGGGAGACCCUCCAGGCAGGAGUAAAUCCACUCACAGCAAAAGAGGUUUGAGGAAAUCCAAGGACACCAGCGCCCACCCGGUAACCCUUAUGGGGGAGACACCAAAUACUGUCAAUGAACAGAGGGAAGGUUUCAGUAACAGUUCGCUCCUUAUUCAGCACUGUCAGCAAACUGUUGCAGAAAAAAGUGUCUGCAAGUAUUAUGAGUGUGGCAAAGGCUUCUCUCGACAAGAAAACCUUCAGACACAUCUGACAAUUCACCCAGAAGAGCGACCUUAUAAAUGUAAUGAAUGCAGGAAAAGCUUCAGACAUAAGACAAGCCUUGUUCUUCAUUGUUAUACAGUCCACAAGUCAGAGAGACCUCAUAAAUGUCCAGACUGUGGCCAGCUGUUUAUCCUAAAAGACAGACUUAUUCAGCAUCAGAGAAGCCAUUCAGGAGAGGUGUCUAGAGGAUUUAAUGGUGGGAUGGUGAGUGAGAACAGGGACAAGAAUCCCCAGAAGGAAGGGCUUGUGAGAGCAGAGCGGGACAGGAUGUUGUUGGGGAGACCCCAGAGUCUUGAGUGGGGAGAAGUCUGUGGAAGUGCAGGAGCUGCACAAAGGCAGCAUAGGACCCCGGAAGGGGAGAGAGGCAGCGUAUCUAUUCAACAUAAACAAAUUUCCAAGAAACUGAACUGCUCCAUAGGCCACCAGAGCACUAAUCAGGGAGCACAACCGAGUACAAGUAGUGAUCAGAAAAGCUUCAGUAGAAACUCAGCAGUGCAUCAGAAUAUCCGUCCCAAAGAGAGACGUUACAGCUGUGCUGAGUGCGGGAAAAGCUAUUACCACAACUCGCACCUCCGAUGGCAUCAGAAAAAACACACAGGCGAGAGAUCCCAUGUAUGUGCCAACUGUGGAAAGAGCUUUAACUGCAGAUCGUCACUCAGCAGACAUGAAAGGAUCCACAGAGAGGAGAAAAACUACAGCUGCACUGACUGUGGGAAAAAAUUCAGAGAGUACUUGCACCUUGCUUCCCAUCAGACAAUCCACACAGGAGAGAGAGCCUAUCAGUGUCCUGACUGUCACAAAAGCUUCAGACUGAAAGGGGUUCUUUGUACUCACCGUAAAACCCACACAGGAGCUAAACCUUUUAAAUGCACUGAAUGUGGGCAAGGCUUUGGGCGGAAAGAAACCCUACAUAAACAUAUGAGGAUCCACACUGGGGAGCGGCCCUAUAAAUGUACCCAGUGUGAGAAAAACUUUCGUCAGAAGUUCUCCCUUUCCCAGCAUCAGUUAAUGCACUGCGGAGGAAGGCCUCACAAAUGUACUGAAUGUGGGAAAGGCUUCAAUCACAAAUCAAACCUUGUUCAACACUUGGCAAAACUGCACUUGAAAAAGAAACCCCACACAGCAAAUGUAGCUUCAGAUUAAAUAGAUCUACAAUUGCAGUGGUAGAAAACAGUGGAGUGGUUUGUUUGUUUUUAAUUCUGAUGAGACUCUUCUAAAAUACAAGGCUUAAGGCGGAUGGGUGGAUAGUAUUGGCUUAUUUUUGAUGGGAGGGGGACAAAGCUGAUGAAGAGAGGAACUGAUCUUUCAAUGGGGUGGGAGGAUGGUUAGUGAGAAUUUCAAGGCAAUGGAGUUGAAUUUUGGAAAUUGAGCAGUGGUAUGCCAUCUCAUGCAUUCCCAUGUGAACCCUGAAUAUGACUUCCUGACUGGCUGUGCCAGUGGGACGAUUCCAUCCGGCCCCUGAACACACAGGGAGGAUGCCAUUGUGUAGAACAAAAUACCCACAUCCUCACAAUGUGUGGAGGACGCUAUUUUAACAUGGCACUCUAUAAAUGGAUAAAAACCUGGUGAACUGAGAUAUCGCAAAAUGUAACUGUAAACAGGGAAUCCUCAUUGAGUAGGUGUGUUUCUAAUGGGGCCCUGCAGAGAUCAGUUCUUGAUUCUCUGCUUUGUAACAUUUUUAUCAAUGACCUGGAAAAAAAACCAUAAAAUGAUCACUGAUAAAAUUUGCAGAUACUGUAAACCAGGGGAUGGUAAAUAAUGAAGAGGAUAGGUCUUGAUUAACAGUGAACUGGAUCACUUUGCACACUGGGUACAAGAAAACAGUAUGCAUUUUAAUGUGGCUAAAUGUAUACAUCUAGGACAAAAUAUGUAGGCCAUACUUAUAGGAUGGGGGAUUCUAUCCUGGAAAGGUGGGACUCGGAAAAAGAUUUUGGGUUUGUGGUGGAUAAUCGGGUGAAUAUGAACUCCCAGUACGAUGCUGUCUCCAAAAGAACUCAUGCAAUCCUGAGAUGCAUAAACGGGAAUCUUGAGUAGGAACAGAGAGGUUAUUUUACCUCUGUAUUUGGCACUGAGGCAACUGUAUUUUUUUUAAACUUAUCACGUAGCUGGAGUUGCGUAACUUAGGUCGACUUGCCCCCGUAGUGUAGACAAGGCCUAAGAUAUGGAGAAGUAUAUACCAAAAGGAGGAAAUUGAUAAGGGUUGAAAUGUUGAACUAAGGAGAGUUACUAGAGUAUAAUUACCACAAGAAAUCAUAAGGAAGUAAGAUCAUUGGC
Dermochelys coriacea (leatherback sea turtle) is the source of this 3424-nucleotide messenger RNA. Its product is annotated as zinc finger protein 250-like. Gene Ontology annotation, molecular function: DNA-binding transcription repressor activity, RNA polymerase II-specific. The record is from RefSeq and is a predicted model, not a curated record. The transcript is spliced from 6 exons. The coding region runs from base 308 to 2293 and encodes 661 amino acids. NCBI's taxonomy places the organism in Eukaryota, Metazoa, Chordata, Testudines, Dermochelyidae. Gene Ontology annotation, biological process: negative regulation of transcription by RNA polymerase II.